This is a messenger RNA of Gossypium arboreum, 3610 nucleotides long. Its product is annotated as chloride channel protein CLC-d-like. The record is from RefSeq and is a predicted model, not a curated record. Bases 281 to 2602 code for a protein of 773 amino acids. Gene Ontology annotation, biological process: chloride transport; transmembrane transport. Lineage: Eukaryota; Viridiplantae; Streptophyta; Magnoliopsida; Malvales; Malvaceae. The transcript is spliced from 23 exons. Gene Ontology annotation, cellular component: intracellular membrane-bounded organelle; membrane. Gene Ontology annotation, molecular function: voltage-gated chloride channel activity.
ACCCAACAAAUAAAAAGGGAAAACAGAAUAACAGUCAUGCUCACGAACUCAAAUAAAUAAAUAAAAUUAAAAAUAAAAAGAGAAGAGAAGAGAAAAGAUAAAGUAAUUUACAUUUCUGCAGCAGAAUCUCCCUUUCAAUUUCCAAGAGUUUUUUGAUCCGUAAAAUAUUUGGAGGUACGUAAGAGCUUUGUAAUUGUGGGUUGAUCUCGUGGAAGCUUAGGUUAGGGUUUUCUAAGGAUCUGUUCAAGAGAUCGAUCGAUUUUCGCGAAAUCGAUCGAUCAUGUUAUCGAAUCAUUUUGAAAAUGGAAUGGAUAUGGCGAGGCUUGCUUGGUCCCGGCUUCCACAUUCAGAAGACGGUGAGCUUGACGGAGUCGGAUUAUUGAGUACUUCAAGCAAUAGGAACGGCGUCGAGAGCCUUGAUUACGAAGUUAUUGAAAAUUACGCCUAUCGAGAAGAACAGGCUCAAAGAGGAAAGCUUUUUGUUGGAUAUAACGUGGCCGUUAAGUGGUUCUUCGCUUUGCUCAUCGGCAUCGGUACUGGGUUAGCUGCUGUAUUUAUCAAUAUUUCUGUCGAGAACUUUGCUGGAUGGAAGUUUGCAUUGACUUUUAACAUAAUACAAAAGUCAUAUCUGGCUGGGUUUUUAAUGUACAUCUUAAUCAACUUAGCUUUAGUCUUUUCUUCUGUAUAUAUCAUCACCCACUUUGCUCCAGCAGCAGCAGGAUCUGGUAUUCCUGAAAUCAAGGGUUAUUUGAAUGGAAUUGAUAUUCCCGGUAUCCUUCUUUUCAGAACUUUAAUUGGAAAGAUAUUUGGAAGUAUUGGUUCAGUUGGAGGUGGUUUAGCUCUGGGCAAAGAGGGACCUCUUGUCCAUACUGGUGCUUGUAUUGCUUCUUUACUUGGACAAGGUGGAUCCACAAAAUACCAUCUAAGUUCCAGGUGGCUUCAAGGUUUCAAGAGCGAUCGGGAUCGCCGUGAUCUUGUGACCUGUGGCUGUGCAGCUGGAGUUGCUGCUGCUUUUAGAGCUCCAGUUGGGGGUGUAUUAUUUGCAUUGGAGGAGGUUACAUCUUGGUGGAGGAGUCAACUAAUGUGGCGUGUCUUUUUCACUUCUGCGGUUGUGGCUGUUGUGGUGCGUGUUGCUAUGGGAUGGUGUAAAAGUGGAAACUGUGGACAUUUUGGUGCUGGUGGCUUUAUUAUAUGGGAUAUAUCAGAUGGUCAAGAGGACUAUUCUUUUGAGGAAUUAUUGCCAAUGGCAGUUAUUGGAAUCAUUGGGGGUCUACUAGGAGCUUUGUUUAACCAACUUACUAUUUAUGUAACUCGCUGGCGUCGUAAUUAUUUGCACAAGAAAGGGAAUCGAGUUAAGAUAUAUGAAGCUUGCCUUAUCUCCGUUUUAACGUCAGUUAUAUCUUUUGGACUACCGCUACUAAGAAACUGCAGUCCAUGCCCUGACUCAGAUCCUGGCUCUGAAAUUGAAUGUCCAAGGGCUCCUGGAGCGGAUGGGAAUUAUGUGAAUUUCUACUGCGGUAAGGACAAGGAAUACAAUGAUCUUGCAACUAUUUUCUUCAAUACUCAGGAUGAUGCCAUCAGGAAUUUGUUUAGUGCAAAAACAAUUCAUGAGUUCAGUGCUAAAAGCUUGUUGACAUUUUUGGUUAUGUUUUACACCUUAGCAGUAGUAACAUUUGGUACUGCUGUUCCAGCUGGUCAAUUUGUUCCUGGAAUAAUGAUAGGAUCAACGUACGGCCGUCUUGUUGGUAUUUUCACUGUUAACCAUUACAAGAAGCUCAACAUUGACGAGGGAACAUAUGCGCUUUUAGGAGCUGCUUCAUUUCUUGGGGGUUCUAUGCGUAUGACAGUAUCUCUGUGUGUCAUAAUGGUCGAAAUCACAAAUAACUUGAAACUUUUACCUCUUAUUAUGCUUGUUCUUCUCAUAUCUAAGGCUGUUGGUGAUGUUUUCAAUGAAGGUUUAUAUGAUGAACAAGCACGAUUGAGGGGCAUUCCGUUGCUGGAAUCAAGACCCAAGUAUGUGAUGCGGAAAAUGACUGCCAGGGAAGCCUGUGGGAACCAGAAGGUUCUUUUGCUUCCUCGGGUUGUAAAGGUUGCAGAUGCUGUUUCCAUUUUGCGGAGCAAUAAACAUAACGGCUUUCCUGUGGUUGAUCACACGAGAGAUGGAGAACCUCUUGUUAUUGGACUUAUGCUUCGAAGUCACCUACUGGUACUUCUUCAAUCCAAGAUUGAUUUCCAGCAUAGUCCUUUACCUUCUCAUUCCAGAAGCGGAUCCGGAGCAAUUAGGCAUAAUUUCAGUGAAUUUGCUAAACCUGUUUCGAGUAAAGGAAUAUCAAUAGAUGAUAUUUAUCUUAGUUCAGAGGAUUUAGAAAUGUACAUAGAUCUUGCACCAUUUUUGAAUCCUUCACCGUAUGUAGUACCCGAAGAUAUGUCUUUAACCAAGGUCUACAAUCUUUUCCGCCAACUAGGAUUGAGACACAUAUUUGUUGUUCCUCGUGCAUCUCGAGUGAUUGGUGUAAUCACUAGAAAGGAUCUGCUGAUUGAGGAGGAAUCUGAGGAUUCAGCUACAAUGGAGCUCCAAUCAACUAGUAGGUCAGCGACAUAAGACAAGAUUGUUGGAAGAGAAUGGUGCAGAUGCAGAACGGCCACUUCUGAAUGGUCUUUUGGUUCAAAAUCAAAGGUAAAAGAUCAUUAACCUGCUUCAUUCUUCUAUUCUUUUUUGGUUCUACCAUUUGUGUCCCUCAUAUCAUAUUCUUUCUUUUUCUACCUAAAUUUACCCAUGAGUCUCACGGUCUGAAAUUUUGUAUCAUCAUAUUUAUUAAAAUGUUAUCAAAUGAAAGAAAAUUGAUGUAUUUUUGCAUUUUUAUGUGCUAAUGAUGGGCUAGUUGUUUUCUUCUACUUUUUUGGUUUAAUACUUUUUGGGCACCAAUUUUAGGGUUGGAUCCCAAUGAGAUAAAUCCACCCAAUAUUUAUUUUUCCUAGUUCACAAAAAAACUGAAAUACACUUUUCUAAAAAGGGUUAGAGUCUAGAUUUUUAACUCCGAGUUAAAAAGUUAAUAUGUUACAUUUAUUUUAUAUAUUUAUUUUUAAAACUUUUAAAAUUUAUAUUUUUAUAUAUUUAACUCCACAAGUAAGGCGGGAUGAGCUGACGAUAAGUGUCAUAUAGGAUAAAUGUAUAAAAGAAAUGAAACAUUAAUUUUUUUAAUUUUACUUGUAGAGUUCAAAGGUUUAUUGGCGUGUACUAAAUAUUAACCUUUAAAUUUAACCAAUUUCUUAAUAGACAUAAAUAUAAUUUGGCUUAAUUCAUUAUUUGACUUUUGAAGUUUACUUGUUUUCUUAUUUAAGUUUUUUUUUUUUUGUGUUACAUUUAGGUAUCUAAAGGGUUCUUUUGUUAUAGUUUUUAGGGAUAAUGGCAGAAAUUACUCCUGGUACUUUGUCAAAUUUUUCAAUGUGGUACUUGUACUUUCAAUUUAUCCAAUUUGGUACUUAUAUUUUUGUUUUUCUCACUUUGGUACUUCAUCCAAGACGUGUUUUGACAUGUGGACCUGUAAUGAAGUGACACUUGGUGAUGUGGACCACACAAUUUUGAAUUGGCAAGUGACUUAUUAGAAAA